Akanthomyces muscarius is the source of this 327-nucleotide messenger RNA. RefSeq lists its product as uncharacterized. The record is from RefSeq and is a predicted model, not a curated record. Gene Ontology annotation, molecular function: protein-arginine deiminase activity. The transcript is spliced from 2 exons. Gene Ontology annotation, biological process: putrescine biosynthetic process. NCBI's taxonomy places the organism in Eukaryota, Fungi, Ascomycota, Sordariomycetes, Hypocreales, Cordycipitaceae. The coding region runs from base 1 to 327 and encodes 108 amino acids.
AUGCGCACGGCCGGCCGCUCGAGGAUUUUCGACGUGUUGGAGCCGCGGUUUGACGUCGUGGUCAAGGAUAAGGAAACCCGGGGCCGGCUCAAGGCGGACAAUGCCGCCGGGUAUCGCGCCGUCUUUAGCUACGCCAACUAUCUGCAGGUGGAUGGCGGCGUGUUACUAUCCCAGUUUGGCGAUGAAGAGACGGAUGCGGCGGCGCUGGAGACGGUGCGCAAGGCGUUUCUGAGAGAGAAGUUUGACGGUUGCGUUCACGACGGCCUUGCCAUGCAGCGUCCCUUGCGGCCGGCUCUGCUCCAGGAUUGCGAAUUUGCUGCGAAAUAA